Serendipita indica DSM 11827 is the source of this 1134-nucleotide messenger RNA. The record is from the annotation of a GenBank genome assembly. NCBI's taxonomy places the organism in Eukaryota, Fungi, Basidiomycota, Agaricomycetes, Sebacinales, Serendipitaceae.
AUGGAUCAUCAUCGGAGGCUUUGCGUAGCACAAUUACUUCCCCGCGAGAUUCUGUAUCUCAUCCUCGAAGCCGUCAUCUCCUUGGAUCCUCCUAGGCUCCUCCAGGCGCAUCUCUCUCGUGAACAAACAGCGGGAAAGCCUGAAUGGAGGUCGUUGCCGUACAUCUGUCGGAGCUGGUACGUUCCCGCUCAGAGCGUACUCUACAAGUCGAUAAGGCUUCAUACUCUUAAGGAAACCAGAGGCCUUCAUCACUCUCUAGAAGAUUACCCACACUUGCGACUACUGAUCAAACGUCUACAUCUCCCAACACGGGUCAAUGCCCGCUUUCCGCCCAGCAUCUACCCAUUAUUCCGUAGCAUUAUUCAGCUCGUCAAUAAUCUGCAAGAGUUGACGACUCAUGCACUCAUUUCAAUGGACGAGUCGAGCGGAUUCCCCAUCUCAUCGAACCAACAUAGAGAUCUCUCAUCUUUGUCUUUGCACGGGACAAAUGCAUUAGAAUCUCCUUUCUUUCUCGAAUAUAUAGGCCAGUUUCGUAAUCUCCGACAUCUCACCCUGGCUAGUUUCUCCGAAACGGCCGAUAUCUCUGUUGCACCAAUCCUCGAACGAUUGGACACGAUCACAUUCAAGGCUUGUCCGCUACUCUCAAUACUCGAUGAUUGGCUAUGCGCACAGCCAAGGCUGACCACGCUGCGCAUGCACGAGUCAUCACCCAUAUCUCCAGCACCGCGACUUCUUACAACGACAAAGAUCACUCGAAUGGAGAUGAUGUAUUGCCUUGGAUGGAAAUGGAGUAGGGAUGCUCUCUCAGAAUGGUUCACGGCAUGCUCUUCGGUGCGCUCAUUGCGUAUAUCGGAAGAACUGCUGUUGCAUCAUUGGGAUUUGUUACCAACAAAUCUCCACGAGCUGACCAUCGAGUUCGUUCGAUUUUGGGUCUCAACGGAUGAGUGGACGCAGUAUCUCAGUCAAAAACCAAAGAUCGACAGGCUCGUAUUCGUCUCUCACCGCACAAUAGCAUGGUACAUGGCGCUGGGUCAAGCAUUCGCGGACGUCGCUGCAGAGCAUGGGCUGACGCUGGAGUACCAGUUUCCGAAUUGCGAUUGCAUGGGCAAGUUUUUUACUCUGCGAAUAUCGUAA